Messenger RNA from Strongylocentrotus purpuratus (purple sea urchin), 1280 nucleotides. RefSeq lists its product as uncharacterized. NCBI's taxonomy places the organism in Eukaryota, Metazoa, Echinodermata, Echinoidea, Camarodonta, Strongylocentrotidae. The record is from RefSeq and is a predicted model, not a curated record. Bases 274 to 1218 code for a protein of 314 amino acids. The transcript is spliced from 3 exons.
CAAUCCACUGUUCAGGAAGCCAUUUUGUAGUCGGAACUUGAUUACUGGCAUAAUUAUACUCUGAUUAAUCUGCUUAGGAAGAGCUGAGAGACUUGAAGACUAAAGGCAGAGGCAGAUACAGAAGCGGGCAAGAAAAAGAUAGUUUCUGGCUUUCUGCGCCAAUCUACUAGUACCACCAUUCUGUACUCCAGGCAACAUGUCAUUUUAUUUGUGGAAAAUGAAAUCUCAUGAGCGACUUGAACUUCUUGCAGAGUGGCAACUGAAAAAUCCAAAAUGCUGUAUUUUAUAGGCAUACUACUCAACUUGAUUGCCGUCCUAAAUCUAACAUUAGGAAGCGACACAUGCCAACAGGUGAAGCACUGCAAAAUUGUUCAUGUUGACAAAAACGUUGAGUAUAUCUUUGAUUUCUUGGUGGAUCAAAACUCACAAAACUGCACAUUCGCCCUAAAAUUUAACGGCCAGAUCUUCAAUUUCAAUGGCACGUACCGUUAUACAGAACAAUUCUCAGAAGUCAAGGUCUCUAGAACUGAUAUCACAACAAAAACUAUUUUUGACCAUUUGAUUGUGAACCUGGAAAUCAGAUCAGUACAUGUUGAUGAUGCUGGAAGAUACAAGGCUGAAUUCCAAUGUAGCAACUCUACUUCAACUACUUCACAAUCUUACAUUCUACGAGUAUACUAUCCUCCCGAAGCAGCUUCCUGCCGAUGGUACAAUCCUGGAGAACUGAAUUUAACAGCGCAUGCAAACUAUGGACAUUUACCAGCAUUGAAGUGCUCAGCAACAAACGGUUAUCCCGAAAGUAACAUUAUAUGCUACUCAAGGCAUCAAGGCGCAACUAUUGCACACAAUCCCCGAUUCAUUACUGGAGAUGAUGUAAAAACAUUCAUAUUCUGGCUAUCAAGAAGAUCACUCCGAUGCUGUUCUGUUAGCGAGCUGUACCGCAAAAGCUAUCACUGGUGCAAAGACUUUGUUUCACCUGAUCCUGAUCGUCAGCAUUCAACAUCACAAACUGUGCUUUUAACUCAUACCCUGUCAGAGAGAGAAGCAACAGUUUCUACAGAGAAGCCGGAAAGGAUCACAGAAGUACUACCAAAGUUACAUAUUACAUCAGCAGUGCAACAGAUCUAUGUUGCUACCAGAAUUUUCCUCUCGAUUGAAAUCAUAUUUGCCAUGUUGGUUUUUUGCAUGUUGAUGGUUAGAUGUGAAGACUUUAGCUAAAGGUUUGCAUUAUAUUACUGAUGAUAAAGAGGGGAAUAUUCGUAACGGCCUAGUUAAUGAAA